AUGUUCAAACCCCUCGCAUUGAUCGCUCUCGCAGCAAUCGGCCCCAGCGCAUUAUGUGCCCCUAUCACCGGCAGGGACAUCCCAUUCGGGCAGGUCAUUACCACAUGCACCACCCCCAACACCAUUGCGUUGACCUUCGAUGAUGGCCCAUCAUCAUACACCCCUCAACUGCUCGACCUUCUCAGCGAAUACAAAGUCCGAGCUACCUUUUUCGUCCUCGGCGAAGCCAGUCAGGCAAACCCCCAGAUUAUCCAGCGCAUAAGACAGGAGGGACAUCAAGUUGGCUCUCAUACCUACGACCACACCAGCCUCCCCACACUAAGCUACGACCAAAUCGCCCAAGAAAUGACCAGUCUUGAGUCCGUGCUCCAAAGCUCCAUGGGCGAUAUUCCAACUUACAUGCGUCCCCCUUACUUCGACGUCAACGACUUGACCCUCCAGGUUAUGAAGGAUCUCGGCUACCAUGUUAUCACAGCCAGUAUUGACACUAAGGACUAUAACCACAAUAGCCCUGAACUGAUCAGUCAGAGUUAUGACAAGUUCGUCACUGAACUCGACAAUGGUGGUAAUCUUUGCUUGGCCCAUGAUACCAAGGAACAGACGGUGGUUACCCUGGCGAAGAUGAUGCUGGAUGAGACGAAGUCGAGAGGUUUGACCGUUACUACUGUUGGUGAUUGCCUCGGUGACCCAGAGGCGUCGUGGUACCGUUCCAGCCGAUAGAGGUUUAGGUUUCAUGGCGUGACUAGUUCAGUCCCUGAGUCGAAUGCGAGUGCGAAUGCGAGUGCUUCCGGUUAUGGCUGGCGAGGAUGGGUCUUGGUAGCUGUGGUGGUGUAUGUUUCAGGGCUGUGGCUAUCGGAGCUUUUCUCCUUCAGAUCUUGAUCAUUGGUACUUGGGUGCCGCUAGACCAUGGAGGUUAGAUAGCUUGUCGAUGGGAUGAGUUUCAAGAGGCUAAGCUUGGUUUUUGAUGGUUGUGUAUUGCG
Molecule: messenger RNA, 980 nt
Organism: Aspergillus vadensis CBS 113365
Lineage: Eukaryota; Fungi; Ascomycota; Eurotiomycetes; Eurotiales; Aspergillaceae
Product: chitin deacetylase
Exons: 3
Coding region: 1-720 (239 amino acids)
Biological process (GO): carbohydrate metabolic process
Molecular function (GO): hydrolase activity, acting on carbon-nitrogen (but not peptide) bonds
Source: RefSeq, a predicted model, not a curated record